CUUGUUUUUCUUAGUAAAAAACUUAUAUGAAACCAAUAAAAUUGGUAUGAAAUCCACAUGAUUUAGUGGAAGCCAACAAAGCAUGAGAGUGAUGUAUAUCCCUGAAAAGCCAAAAAAUGUAUUUACCUUUACAUGCUAAGAUAUUAAGAUAGUUCUCUAGCUCUGAGAAAGGAGAGACUUCAAGAAAUGGAGGAUGGUGUGGCUAAGGUGAGGGCAGAUCAAUACAAUGGGAGAGUCACAGUUCAUGUCAUCCUUGCUUGCAUUGUUGCUGCCACUGGAGGGUCUCUAUUUGGCUAUGAUGUUGGUAUUUCAGGAGGAGUUACUUCUAUGGAUGACUUUCUUCUUAAGUUUUUCCCAUCAGUAUACAAACAAAAAAUGCACGCACAUGAAAACAACUACUGCAAGUAUAACAAUCAGGUCCUUGCAGCAUUUACCUCUGUUUUAUACAUUUCUGGUUUAGUUGCAUCCUUGGUGGCAUCUACGAUUACAAGGAAAUAUGGACGGAAAAUAAGUAUCAUAGUUGGUGGUAUCAGUUUUCUCAUCGGAUCAAUUCUGAAUGCUGCAGCUGCUAAUCUAGGAAUGCUUAUCAUAGGUCGAAUUCUGCUUGGUGUAGGCAUUGGUUUUGGAGAUCAGGCGAUUCCUCUUUACUUGUCAGAGAUGGCGCCAACACACCUACGAGGAGGCCUAAACAUGAUGUUUCAAGUUGCAACCACACUUGGCAUUUUUGCAGCAAAUAUGAUCAAUUUUGGAACACGCAAUAUUAAGCCAUGGGGGUGGAGGCUGUCCCUUGGACUUGCUGCAAUACCAGCGGUUUUGAUGACUGUUGGAGGAAUACUUAUUCCGGAGACUCCAAAUAGCUUAAUAGAACGAGGAUCAAAGGAAAAAGGAAGGAAGGUCCUUGAAAAACUCAGAGGAACAAAGGAUGUUGAUGCUGAGUUCCAAGAUAUGGUUGAAGCAAGUGAGUUGGCAAACUCAAUAAAGCACCCUUUCCGGAACAUACUUGAAAAACGAUACAGGCCAGAGCUGGUCAUGGCUAUAUGCAUGCCAGCGUUCCAGAUUCUUACCGGCAUAAAUUCAAUUCUCUUUUAUGCUCCCGUGCUAUUUCAAAGCAUGGGAUUUGGCAAAGACGCGUCUCUCUACUCCUCGGCCUUGACUGGGGGAGUUCUUCUAUUAUCAACAUUCAUUUCUAUUGCAAUCGUAGAUAGAUUGGGGAGAAGGCCUCUACUCAUCAGUGGUGGAAUACAAAUGAUUAUAUGCCAGGUCAUAGUUGCCAUAAUCUUGGGGAUCAAGUUUGGAGACAACCAAGAAUUGUCAAAAGGCUAUUCAUUGUCAGUAGUAGUUGCAAUUUGUCUAUUUGUUCUAGCAUUUGGAUGGUCAUGGGGGCCACUAGGGUGGACAGUCCCAAGUGAGAUAUUUCCAUUAGAAAUCCGAUCAGCAGGGCAGAGUAUAACAGUUGCUGUAAACCUUCUUUUCACUUUCAUAAUCGCACAGACGUUCCUUUCUCUUUUAUGUUCAUUCAAGUUUGGGAUCUUCCUGUUUUUUGCUGGCUGGAUAACCAUCAUGACCAUAUUUGUUGUUUUGUUCCUACCUGAAACUAAGGGAAUUCCCAUUGAAGAGAUGGCAAUUAUGUGGAAGAAACACUGGUUUUGGAAAAGGAUACUACCAUAGACUGUAGACAGCUGAAGAUACAUUAUAGGGUAAAAAGUUUCAGGGAGCCAGAUGAUGCAGUUUGACUAUAAUUAAUUACAUAUGUUAUAAGCUACUAAUGAUGCCUUAUAUAAUUGAAAUUUUCAUACAAUGUCGAUCCUUUGCCCUUCAUUUACUCUAUAAUUGAUUCUGAUUUGAAAUUAUAA
Messenger RNA from Medicago truncatula (barrel medic), 1853 nucleotides. Its product is annotated as sugar transport protein 7. Gene Ontology annotation, biological process: monosaccharide transmembrane transport. Gene Ontology annotation, cellular component: membrane. Gene Ontology annotation, molecular function: monosaccharide transmembrane transporter activity. NCBI's taxonomy places the organism in Eukaryota, Viridiplantae, Streptophyta, Magnoliopsida, Fabales, Fabaceae. The transcript is spliced from 4 exons. The coding region runs from base 187 to 1668 and encodes 493 amino acids. The record is from RefSeq and is a predicted model, not a curated record.